AAGUUUAAUUUUUCGCGACAAAAACAAAAGUAUUUUACUGUACUCUUUUGAUACGGUUCGUCGAUUGUAUAUUUGUUCGCACAUACCUCACUCAUCUGGCAAAAGGCACGGGAAGCCGCAUUGAGUUUCGUUCGUUUUCAAGCGCUCAACCUUCAUUCGCCAAACAUCCGCAAACUGCACACCAGGCAUUGUGCGUGCGGUUGCCGAAAACUCAAAAUUAAGACGUAAUCUUCUGCUCGGAACAGCCAAAUCGGAUUAUUCCUUUCUUAUCGUCCGGCAGGAGUGUGGAGUGUUAACCCACAUUGGAUUAGAGUGCAGGUACUAAGCAAGAUCGCUUUACCACCACAGUACGUACACUCGUGUGCUCUGGUGUGUCUGUGCGUGUUUAACACAUUUCCUAACAUUUGACCUUGCUGUAAAGUAGCCGUCAAAAUUAGCGGAGAAACAAGAGUACGCAAAAUGUCCUUCAGUUCGGACUCGCCGGAUGCGAAAAAGCCCUGCAAGGGUAUCCUGAAAUCCUCCAGCAGCUUCGACAAGCAUUCGGCCGCAUCAUCAGUGCACAGGAAAAGUGCAAAAUUUGAUGAGCUGAACGUGCUACAGACGUACCAUCCGCCGGAUAAAGAUUACGGUCACAUGAAGGUGGACGAACCGAAAACUCCCUUCAAUUACGUGGAAGCUGCCGACGUCGAUCAACUAGAUGCGGAAGUGCUCGCCGAAAGAUUGCGCGUUGCAGCAGACGCGCGCAGUGAUGCCGUAUCGGAGGAGGAGCUAGAUGAUGACGACGAGGAGGAGGAAGAGGAAGAGCUAACGGAGGAACAGAAAAAGCGCAAGCUAGAAUUUGAACGACGCCGCAAAGCACACUAUAACGAGUUCGAGGCAGUUAAACUGGCCCGCAAACUGAUCGAAGAGGAUGACGAAGAGGAAGAGGACGACGCAGCGGACGGUGGUGGUGCGGAUGAUGGCCCGAACAAGGCGGACGAUGAACCAAGUGCGAACAAUACGCGCCCUACCGCUACGGGAGGAUCAUCCAGCACACCUGCCAGUAAGGACGAAACGAGAAUGGAGAUCGAAGAGCAGGAAGAUGAAACCGAUCGAAAUGCAAGUAGCCGCCCGAAUAAGGUUGGCACCGCCGAAAGUCCGGCCGCACGAUUAAAACCAGUAUCGAGUGCAAUCAGACUUGAGGAAAAUUCCGACUUUGAAAGCCCCCGUAGCUCGGUAAUCGCACUGAUAAUGAUAGUGUCGAUUUGUUUGAUGAUAUUCUUCAUCGUUUGCUUUACGUUACUGUUUUAUCUGCUGAAAAGAAACAUUUAAGGCUGGUUUCGAUUAGUUUCGGGUUUUUUUUCUCGGUUGAUAGCAUAACAUUUACUUUCAAUGUGAGUGAGAAUGUAGCUAGAUAGACAGAUAGGACGAGAAUAUUUAUCAAUUGUUCUGUUUUUUUUUACUUUACUUUACUCGAUUAAAAGCGAUGAAGAACGAGAGAUAGAUUUGUUUAGCCGCUAGAGGGAAAAAAGGAUUAAUUUAGUAGUGUAACAAUUUGAAAUGAUCCCUAAAGAAUGGCGCAAAAAAGCCCAAACACCGUAAUCGAUUCGGAUUUAAUUUGUAAAUAACCUCGCACCCAACGGUUUGAUUUUAAUAGGUUUUUUUUGUUGUUGUAGCUAAGAAUCAGCUUAAAAUAUGAUUCAUGAGCACAUAGUUUUUUUUUCUAACUAAGAUUAUAUUUGUAAUGCAUGGGAAGCAAAACAAAAAAACGGUACCGUGUCCGAUAAUUUUUAGUCAGGAGUGUUUCUGUUUCGUUUACCUCCGUCACCAAAUCGAACCACUAACCCAAAUACCUCCAUUUACCAGUUGUUACCUUUGUCUGAACCUUUCGCUACCAAGGGGUAACAAGUGCUACCAGUGUGUCGCUGUGUUUUGGUAAUCUUCUGUAAAAAUGCGUGUGGUAUUUUGUUUAGCCCCUGCACCAGGUAGCAACACGCUGGCUUUGUAUGGUUUUUGGCUAACAAAGCGAUGCCGCACCGCUGCUUCCGCUGCUUGGCAAACGUUCGUCGGUGUUAGUAGUCAUUGUUUUGAGCGAUCGCUUAUCCGGACAGUGUACGGCGCGGAAACAGGUACAGUGUGUAGUGUGCGAUAUGGGUAAGAAACCGAUUGCUGCACAAUCAAUCAAUCACUGUGGGGAUUUAAUGAAUGAAUAGGGGACAGCAGUGUUUGGUACUGAAACCGGCGAAUAGAACUAAUGAUAGAACUAACUAAAUACACCACCAACCGGUUGGCGUGGUGUGGUUAACUAUAGGCGCUUAGUGUAGAGAACAAUAAUUUUACAAUUUCAUUUGCUUGCUAUUGAUGGGAGCGUAUUGAAGCGUUCGCUAAUCGGUACCGUGUUAGUGUAAAAGAUGAUUAAAUUGGAAAACAAAAAUGUAAAACUAUACAUUGGACAACAAAUCUAGAAAAAAAACAAGUUUCAAAAUUAAAUCAACUGACAAAAACUAAAAACUAACUAGAAAGUAUAAACUUGCAAACGAAAAGAAAACUAAUCCUAAAACAAAAACAAUUAAAUUAAGCAAUAUAACACAUACUACUGCGAAUCGGUACUCUUCGCAAAACUAAGCAAAACAAUAUGAAAAGAAAUAUGAAAAAAAAACACGGGCAUCUGGAUGAAAACUAAUGCCACCAACAACCACCUUGUAAUAAGAUAAUCAAAAAACGAAUACAAAAAAACAGGCUUAUUAAAAGUGUGUCACACAGGCGAAGCGGAGAAAAGUGUAGCUGUAAGUUAAUGAAAGGAAUGCUCGGUAAAACAUUAUAAUGCGGCUGUUUUUAAUCAUUAGGAAACACACGAGAGAAAAAAAAGAACAUGAUCUGUUAUUUUAAAACUAGCGCAACUGUUGUAAUUGUAAAUCUCAAUUAAAUUUUCAAAUGCAGGUUUGCUAUUUUUGGAUAAUUUUAAAUAACUAAACCACACAACUUUACAAUGAUCGAUCACUCUGUUAUUGUACAGCAAGAACAAACCGUUUUCCCAUCUUUUUCUUGAAUGUAACGAUUUGUGUUCGUUCGUAUGUCUGUCGUCGCAAGCCUGAGUUAGGUGACAGGGUUAGAGUAUUAAAAAUGUCAACUUAAGCUUCGAUUUUGAACUUCAAGCUGGUAGUGUGUUAAGCUAAAUCGUUUAUAAACGCGCGUCCCCACACAAGCAUUAAUGGAGCUUCAUUUUAUCAUGAAAAUUUAACAGAAAUGGUAGGCAUAAAUUGCUAUGCGCUCCAUUGAUCGUCAGGGUGAAUGUAAAAACACCGUAAAACAAAAAAAAUGUAUUUAUUUUCGAAUAUUAAUUAGAAAUUCAAAACAGUUCCCCCAAUCCUAAGCAAUUUCGUGCGUAGAUGAAGAACGUUAUUAAAAAAGAACAAAACAAAAAAAUCAAACUUCCGUAGCGUUUAGGCUAGCUUAUUUUUAGCAUUCAGUAUGACGCACCACCACCUAAUGCUGCUUACCCAAUUUAUAUAAGUUAUAAUUUUCUUCACCAGAGUGAGAAAGAAUGGAGUGAGAUUUAAUUAUUUAAACAAACACACAUAUAACACGUAAGAGCGUUGAUUUCAAAACGUCGUGGGUAGUAAUAAUACUUAGUUUAUUCCUUUUGAAUGUUGCGUAUGUAACAUACCUUCACCGUUGAUUAUUCGUUGCCUGUGAGGGUAAAAAAACAGCGAGGAAAAUGUGUUUUUUUUUUAAUUUGUUCCCCUGUUUUUAAAACCUUUUUUUCGAAGGUCGCUUUUCAGCGCUGCGCUUAGACGAUUGAAUGUAGGGUUUAGUAAAACGAAAUGAAGAAAAAAAAGCGGAAAAUCAUGUAAGGGAAAUGUAGGGUUGACUAAUGAUAAUAGUAUCGAAUCAAUACGCAGAUAGUUUGCGAUGGAUUGAAACAAUUAGCAAUAUAAUCAAAGAAAACUUUAUUGUUUGUGCGCCAGUCAAAAGCAAUAGAAUGAAUGAGAUGUGAAAGAGAGAGAGAAAGGGAGAGUUAAAGGAAUUUCUUGAAUAAAUUAAAAUUGUGAAUUGAAUAA
Messenger RNA from Anopheles funestus (African malaria mosquito), 4040 nucleotides. It is a transcript of the gene I-2, whose product is annotated as protein phosphatase inhibitor 2. The transcript is spliced from 5 exons. The coding region runs from base 460 to 1311 and encodes 283 amino acids. The record is from RefSeq and is a predicted model, not a curated record. NCBI's taxonomy places the organism in Eukaryota, Metazoa, Arthropoda, Insecta, Diptera, Culicidae. Gene Ontology annotation, biological process: regulation of signal transduction. Gene Ontology annotation, molecular function: protein phosphatase inhibitor activity.